Molecule: messenger RNA, 4378 nt
Organism: Spinacia oleracea (spinach)
Lineage: Eukaryota; Viridiplantae; Streptophyta; Magnoliopsida; Caryophyllales; Amaranthaceae
Product: transcription factor MYB102
Exons: 3
Coding region: 3068-4213 (381 amino acids)
Source: RefSeq, a predicted model, not a curated record
AUCCAUGUGUACCACCAAGUUUUAUCUAUGUUACUAUCAUUACAUAUUCUGAAAUUAAAAGUUACAUAGUAGUUUUACCAAUAGUAAGGAUAAUUUAUUUGAUCUUGUGUUCGUGGUUUUAUAUCCAAUAAAUUUAGGUAUAGUUGGUAGAAAAUUACUUUUUGAUCUCAAGAUCAUGGCUGAAUCAAAACUGGAGAUUUCGAGUCUUUACCCUACCUUGCAAAAGAAGUUGUAAACAUAGUUACUAAUACAAAUUAACUGUAAAAUAACAGAGUUUAACUGUAAAAGAACAGAGUUAUACUUCACGACUUGCCUCAGACCAAUUAAAUGCUUUCAGUUCUUGGCACCUCUAUUAUUGAUUGUGCAAAUUUAUUACUGGUAAAUGAUGGGCUUCAAAUGAAUCAUUUAAUCAUUAUAAUAAAAUAUAAGUACAAAAAUAGAAAAAAAGGAGAGAAGUCCAAUGAAAAACACACAGCAAAACCACUCUAAGACAAUCGUGUUACUAACUAAUGACUAAUAUUAUAAGUAGUUCCAUGGAAGUGAUUGGUAGCAUACCUUAGCUUGGCCCAACAUUGGCUUAUUUGGGGGCCAAGCAUUGAACUUUUGAUUCAUUAUCAUUAAUCUUGGGAAACUUUCUCGAAAGGUGUAUAACUUCAAGUCAUUGGUCUGUUUACAUGGAUACAUAUAAUGAUAUACAUCUUCUCUCAGGCAAGUUUGAAGUUUUAUUUCUUUGUCACCAUUUUUCUUAUCGAACCAACCGCUUGGGUUGGAUUUGUUUUUCAAGUAGGUAAGAAAAACUGCCCUACUAGCUAAAACUUGCACGGUCAAUCUGGUCCAAGUUUAGGAGUUUAGCGGAAUAGUAAGAUCUAUAUCUCGAAGUGUUCAUAGUAAGACUGAACCCCUAAUCUCAAGGUUGAAAGAUGUAAUUAUUCACUAAGCCAAGCUUAGCGUGGUAAUCGCUUUAGAUGGUUCAGUGCUAGAGUAUUUUGUAGUCAGACUAGUUACAUGUAUGCUCACUUUGAAUUUUAAUUGGAAGCUUUGUCGUUAUAUAGAAUUGAUGAUUGUUGAAUUUAUUUAACAAUUCCCUACUACUGUCAAUUAGAAAUUGCAAGUACAUACGCCGUAUAAUGGUUAAUGGUUACCCCUUAACAAUCUCUCUUUUGAGUCAAAUGUUCCUUCCAAAAAUCAUCCUUUGGUUUAUAUGAAUCACCGCAAUUCUCAAAUCUCAAUUUGCAUUCAAAUCGAUUUUUUCUUAUAGCUUCACUCAGUCAAAUAUUAGAUUUAUUGUGACUUCAAUUUUCAAUGUCCUCCCCCCUCCCCUUUUGAUGUCCUUGUCAUUGUCUUUUUAAUUAUGAACUUGAUAGAAGAAUUACUUAAGUGGGAGUGAUUAUAGUGAUGCUGAAUUCGAUGUUUUAAUUAAGGCAAUUACUCCAUAUUUUUUAUAUUGUAUACCGAUGGCAAACAAAAUCUUUUAUUACUAUUUCAGUUAUACUAAGUUCAAAUCGGAUAAGUUAAGUAUAAUAAGUUCCUACAAGUAACAUAUGAUAAGUUCGAGUCUAAUAAGUUUAGAACGAUAAAUUAUGGUCUAUUAAGUUCAGAUGAGCUAUGUUACUCAGAUUUGGUUAAUUGUGUCUAACAUAAGUACGUGCCCAAGUGUCGGACUCUACUAUUUUUGUGAAUUUUGUUCAUGAUUUUGACCCUAAAUGAAGUGUCUAAAUGACCUACCCAUGUCUAAGUUUUCAUGAUCCGAUACCGAAACUAGAAGUGAAAUGAAGAGUUCGAAUAACAUAUCAUAGUGAGAUAAAAUAAAAUUUAGUCUAAUUAGUCUAAUAAUAUAAAUUUAAAUAAGAUAAAUUCGUGUCUUAUAGGUUCUGAGAUCAUGAUUAAAUAUUGCAAUUUUUUUUUUUUGGAGAGAGACCUUUAGUUAUUUUUCAAUGGACAGACAUGAUUAGCUAUUGCAAAUAAGAUUAGCACAAAUCAUGUAAUUAUAAUUAGAGGGAGAAGAGGCAGUAGGCCAGUAGCAGUAGGGUCUACAGUUGGAGUAAAGCAAUAGGAGGACUGGAGGAGGAUCUUACCCGUCUUGAAAGCCUUGUAGUAAUAAAAUCUACCACGACUCACGAGUUCUAAUAAUUAUUAUUAUAAUGAUAAUAAUGAAAUCAAAAGGUCUUUGGAAAAGCGUCAUUUGACGCUGAGCGGGCAGUGGGGUACGUGGCUAAUGAGCGUUGAUAUGACAGCUAAUGUGAAUCCUCAAAGCAAACACACAGUCUCCGGAAAAUGAUAGUUUUCCCUUGUGUGUGUAUGCAUAAAAUGCGUACCAAUAUCAUACAACUCAAACUUAUUACUCCGUACUGAUUUAUUGUAAUUACAGAAAAUAAUUAAAUACAUUAGCAAAAUACAAAUCUAACUUUUUACUGUAUAAUCAAGAUUGAGGUCAUUUUAAGAGAGAAAAAAGGGUGAUUACUAAAUUAGUUUGUCAUGUAAGAGUAUGGAGUAACUAAUAAACUUAAAUUUUGCAAAAUAAUAAUUCGAAUGAAAUGAUGAACUAUUAUAAUACUAGCUAUUUAAAUCAAAAAGUAAUGUAAUGAGAUGGAUAACGUUAUCAAGAAAUGUGACUCACUAGUCCUCCUUUUAUUAAUUUCCUAUUGAUCCCAUUUUUGAGGUACGGAUUUAGUAUAAUAAUCGUGAUUAGUACUCCGUAAUUAAGUAUGGAUGUCAUUAGGACAAUUAUAGAAGUAUUAUUAUUAUGACAAGAAGAGAUUAUGUGAUCUUUAGUGCUAAAACUUCUCCAAAUAGGAGGGACACGUUGCCUAUGUUAUAAACUAAGGACGGCACCGAAUCCUUUUGACUUCCGCUGUAUGUCAGCCUCCUUCCCUUUAUAUAAACCCCCUUGUACCCUCAUAAGGACCCUACAAUAUUUUUGCUUGAUUUUCUACAAACAUUUAUUUUCCCCCCUUCUAAAACUAAAAAACCUCUUUCUCUCUCUAAGAAAAACACCUCUAUCUUUAGGACACUUUAAAGUUUAAAACUUUUGCCUCUAACUUUAAAGUUUAAAGGACACACAUUCAUCAUGGGUAGAGCACCUUGUUGUGAUAAAAAUGGAUUGAAGAAAGGUCCUUGGACUCCUGAAGAAGACCAAAAACUUAUUGAUUACAUUCAAAAACAUGGUUUUGGUAAUUGGAGAACUCUUCCCAAGAAUGCUGGACUUCAACGAUGCGGGAAGAGCUGCCGUCUACGGUGGACAAACUAUCUCCGACCAGACAUCAAAAGAGGAAGAUUUUCCUUUGAAGAGGAAGAGACCAUAAUUCAACUCCAUAGCAUUUUGGGGAACAAAUGGUCGGCUAUAGCAGCUCGCUUACCAGGAAGAACUGACAAUGAAAUCAAGAAUUAUUGGAACACUCACAUCAGAAAGAGGCUGCUUCGAAUGGGGAUCGAUCCUGUGACCCACAGUCCUCGCCUCGACCUCUUAGAUCUCUCUUCCUUGUUCAACAACUCAUCCUUUUACCAUAACAACACCUCAUCACAAGCUUCUCAGAUGAACAACAUGUCAAGGUUACUUGGGUUUCAACCUUUGGUAAACGUAAACCCAGAACUCAUAAAACUAGCUACCUCACUUCUAUCAAAUCAACGCCAAAACCCUAAUCCUUCCUUAAUGCAAGAUUUCCAAGGAAAUGAUUUUAACUCAUCGCAAAAUAACUUUAACCCAAUGUUACAAACUACUCAAAUUCAAACCCCAAUUCAGAAUCCUCUCCCAAAUUGCACUUCGAUGACGACUACUGCUUCUACUACUGCAUCUAUGACCAUGGAUGCUACACGUCCAUGUGUGCCGUAUUUCGACGAAGCUCAACUAAUGGAGCCUAACUUUGAACAAUAUCCCACGAGUAUCUCAAACCUUGAAUGGCAAAGUAAUGGUUUGGAGGCAAGUUUUGGGUACUAUGAUUCUCAUCAAACUUUUAUGGACCCUUCAUUUUCUGAUAAUUCCACCUUUCAAUCAAAUAUCAGUGGACAUUCAAACUUCUUGAGCUAUGCGCCUUCGGUUAUGUCAACGCCAUCUUCGAGCCCAACACCGUUGAAUUCGGGUUCGAAUUCAACGACGUAUGUCAAUAGCGGAAGUGGGACGGAGGAUGAACCAGAAAGCUAUUGCAGUGGUAUGAUUAAGUUUGAAAUGCCUGAUUUUCUCGAUGUUAAUCAGUUUUUGUUAGCUCAAACCAACUGAUCAUUGUAAUGAUUAAAAAAAAUAUCCAUUUAGUUUUUAUUUUUUUUACUUUUACAUAGAUUUUCUCUCUUUUAUUACUCAAACAUGUUACAUUUUUAUUGUGGAUAUAUUUGAAAGAAAUAUUGUGUAAUUUCAGCUGAUGAAUGCAUAAAGAUUCAAGAUAUC